Pyrus x bretschneideri (Chinese white pear) is the source of this 1840-nucleotide messenger RNA. RefSeq names its product AAA-ATPase At3g50940-like. The coding region runs from base 176 to 1516 and encodes 446 amino acids. The transcript is spliced from 2 exons. Gene Ontology annotation, molecular function: ATP hydrolysis activity; ATP binding. NCBI's taxonomy places the organism in Eukaryota, Viridiplantae, Streptophyta, Magnoliopsida, Rosales, Rosaceae. The record is from RefSeq and is a predicted model, not a curated record.
UUUUGAUUUUUCUCCUUGAGACUUGCUUGGUAAACCAAAGAAAAAUCAGAGAAAAAACCAAAUUUAAAAUCCCUAAUGGAAGAAAAUCUAUGAAAUUAAUUGCUAUAAAUUGAGAAUCCAGGAAACAACCCAAGACACCAAAUUAGGGAAACCACUUUUCAUUUAACCUAACAAAAUGCCUGAAACGAAGGCUCUUUUGCCUGCCAUCGCCACUCUUGCUGCUUCAGCAAUGCUUGUUCAAAGUAUUGCCAACGACUUCAUCCCUAACAAACUUUGGAACUACUUCUAUUCGGGCCUCCAUAACAUUUCGCGACAUUUCUCUUCUCAACUCACCAUUGUCAUCGACGAAUUUCAAGGACUAUUUCCGAAUGAAAUUUUUGAGGCCGCUCAUGCCUAUUUGGGCGCUAUAGUGACCCCAUCUGUUCGAAGAAUCAAAGCGAGCAAGGAUGCCAAGGAGAAGAAACUAGCAGUGUCAGUGGACAGAGGUGAAGAGUUAGCUGAUGUAUACGAAAAUGUUCAAGUGAAAUGGAAGUUGAUUUAUGUACAGGUUAAAUCACCAUUUGCUAGACAUCGGGGUGAUCUUAAUGCAUCGUUAAGACAAGAAGCAAGAUUCUAUGAGCUAACGUUUCAUAAGAAACACAAAGAGAACGUGUUGAACUCUUACUUGCCCUACAUUCUUGAGAGAUCAAAGGAAAUUAAAAGAGAACACAAGGAGGUAAAGUUCCACACAGUUGAACGGCGGAGAUGGUUCCCGGAUGCUGUCAAGCUUGACCAUCCAAUGACCUUCAAGCUCCUAGCAAUGGAUACAGAACUUAAGAAAGCUGUGUUGGAUGAUCUAAACAACUUUAUAAAUGGAAAGGAGUUUUAUAGAAGGGUUGGCAAAGCUUGGAAGCGUGGAUACUUGUUAUAUGGCCCUCCCGGCACAGGCAAGUCAAGCUUGAUUGCAGCCAUGGCUAAUCACCUUAACUAUGACAUCUACGAGUUGGACCUAACAAACGUUAAUUCCAAUUCCGACUUGAGUAAGCUGUUGUUUUCCAUGCCUAACCAAUCUAUAAUCGUCUUUGAGGACGUUGACUGCACAAUCAAGCUGAAAAAUGGGGAACCGAGGGAUGAAUCACGGAGGAACAACAAUAAAACUCAGGUGACACUCUCUGGGCUCCUCAACUUCCUUGAUGGUUUUCCGUCAUGCUGUGGUGAAGAACGCAUAAUUAUCUUCACAACGAAUCACAAAGAUAGGCUACAUCCUGCUCUACUGCGACCAGGCCGCAUGGACAUGCAUAUCCACAUGUCAUAUUGCACCACUUCGGCGUUUAAACAGCUGGCAUUCAAUUACCAUGGUCUUUGUCAUCACAAUCUCUUCACACAGAUUGAAGGGCUCAUACGGGAGGUUGAAGUCACGCCAGCAGAAGUUGCAGGACAGCUAAUGAAGAGCAAGAAUGCUCACAUUGCGCUCCAAUGCCUCUUUGAUUUCCUUCUCGAGAAGAAAAUUCAACAUAAAGGAGAAGAGGAAAGUUGAUGUCAUGGUUGAAAGGCAACAAAGAAAAAGGGAUGUAUAGAUAUCUCAUAUCGUUUGACAUGUAAUACGCAUAAACUUUGCAGUUUGCACCUGUUGAUGUGUACUAAAGAAAUACCCGAGCUUCCAUUUGUGUGAUUUUCUAAUAUAUCUUUUUCUAACCUUUCAAAACGAUUAUAUACUAAUAUUUGAAUUAUGCAAUUACUUUUAGUUCCAAAAUUAACUCAUCGCACCACCAAAUUCUGUGUACUUUUCAGAAUGGGCUCCAUAAAGAGCAAAAGAAACAUAAUGGAGGAAAAGGUUCUUACCUUUUCAAUCAGGAUGCAA